GCGCCAUAAUUAAACAGCUUGUUGUUUUGUGCCGAAUCAAACUUUCACAGAUCCGCUGAACUGAAGUUAACUCAGAGUUUGUGACUUCAUUUAACGUUCCGUUACCGACCGAGAGGCGCGAGCUCAGUCCCGUAUGUGACGCUAACGGAGCUAACGGAGAGAGCCGAUCCUCUGAUGCUAACCAGGCUAACGUUAGCAGGUGUUAGCAAGUCACCGCGGUGUUUUCCGGCGUUUAGUGACCGUUAACAGUUCCAGUGUGCCGGCCGCAGCAGGGAUGAGCUGCCCGGUGAAGCUCCAGGCUCUACCGACCGGAGUGUUUGACACGGUCUUUACACCGGAGAACAUGAGAGGAAGAGCCUCGAUGAACUCCGUCACUCCGCUCAGUUUCCCCAAAUCCAGAUUGGCUCUGUGGGACGGCAGCCCUGCUGGAGAGAAGCUCCGCCUUCAGCUCUGCGCUCACAGGAAGCCUCGCCUGGUGCUGUCAGAAAAAGCUCUGCGUCUGGCUCAGCGUCACGCCCGUCACAGCAACAAGCCCCGCCUCCUGUGUUUCCUCCUGGGAUCAGUGUGUGUCGACGCAGAUGAGGAGGGCGUCACUGUGACUCUGGACCGCUUUGAUCCGGGUCGGGACCAGGGCGGAGCCUCAGGCAGGGUCCCCUCUGCUCUGCUGCCUGGAGACGUCCUGGUGCCCUGUUUGUUCUCCACACAGACUGAGGCCGCGUCUGACGCUGUCGUCCAAUCAGAGGCUGAGCUACAUCACUGCUUCAAGGCGUUGCAGCAGUGUGUGAGCAGCAGACAGACUCUGGGACUAUCUCAGCUGAUGGAGGUCAGAGGUCACGUGAUCGUGUCUCACCAGUCUGACGCUGCGACAUUCGUCCUCAGCUGGUCGGCUGUCUGUCCGUCUGUCAGCGUGGACGUUCAGCUGGUCCGGGCCGUUCCCAUCAUCCCCACCGCUCUGCUGAGGAGUCUGACCAGCAUCCACCGGCCGCCGCCGCACGCCACCAAUCGACAGAGAGGGUUUCUCACCAUGGAUCAGAGCAGGAAACUGCUGCUGCUGCUGGAGUCUGAUCCCAAAGCCUCCAACCUGCCGCUGGUCGGACUCUGGCUGAGUGGAGUCACACACGUCCACAACCCUCAGGUGUGGGCCUGGUGUCUGAGGUUCCUGUUUAGCUCCGCCCUCCAGGACAGAGUUCUGUCAGAGAGCCGCUGUUUCCUCCUCGUCCUGUUUGGCUCCACCCACAGAGCUCCUCAGUUCUUCCAGUGUCGAGGACCAGGACCAGGACCAGGAGCCCAGCUGGACUACCAGCUGCUGACGGCCUCCCACAGUGUCACACUGUACCAGCAGGUGGCGUCGGUGGAGGGUCGGACUCUGCAGUGUGAGCUGGACUCAGAGGAUCACAGCAGACAGAUGGACAUCUUCAGAGACGCUCUGACCUCCUUCAACAGAGCCGUCCCUCCAGCUGUCGGUCUGUCUGUCAGCGAUCAGGACUCCGGAGUCGAGGACGAAGACGUGUCUCCACGACCGUCCCCGAGUCCCCACCCCCCCGCUCAGCAGGUUCGGAGGGUUCAGCCGUCUGUUCCUGAACUCUCUCUGCUGAUUGACGGCAGCUUCGCCUCCAAUCACAGCGGCUGGCAGGACCCUGGCUCCGCCCACAGGCCUCCUCCUGCUCCUCCUGCCGCUGACAGGAAGUCUGCUCCUCCAACCAGAAACAUCUCUGCCUCCUCCUCAGCUCCCAGACCUGCAGCUCCUCCUCACCUCCACAGCACCCCCAACUCCAACGUGCAGCAGCCCUGCACCUGCUGCUCCACCCACACCUACAACUGCACCUCCAUCUUCUCCUCCUCCCCGGGGCUCCACCCUGCCACUGCUCCUCCACCUGCUGCUUACUCACAUCAUCACCACAACACUCCUCCUGCUCCAUCCAGUCUCCACUCUGCUCUUCCACCUCCACCUGCUCAGUCCCAUCACACUCCUCCUCCUCCAUCCUCCUAUCAUCACACUCCUCCUCCAUCCUCCCAUCACCAAACUCCUCCUCCAUCCUCCCAUCACCAAACUCCUCCUCCAUCCUCCCAUCACCAAACUCCUCCUCCAUCCUCCCCUCGCCAAACUCCUCCCCACUCCAGCGACCAUCUGACCACUCCUUCUGUCCCUCCUUCCUCCAGUGACGAUACUCCUCUGUCCUCCCAUCACCAUACUCCACCUCCCCCCUCCACUGCUCCUCCUCUCUCCCUACUCCUCCCUACUCCUCCCUGUCCCCGCAGCUGCCCUCCUCCCGCCCUGUGGUGCAGUGACCUCCCCUCUCCUCACCCCUCCUGUCCGGCAUCAGACGCUACGUCUCCCCCCUGGUUCUCCCACCCCUCCUGCAUGAAUCAGUUUUGUGAUCAGGUGGGCGGAGUCGUCCCAUCUGACGCCUACCAGCUCCUCCUUCAUCAGGACCGACAGCUCCGCCUCCUACAGGCACAGGUCCAGAUGUUGCUGGAGGCUCAGGGGAAACUUCAGUCCUCCAGUCGGCAGGUCGACACUCACGCACCCCCGAACACUGCCAGCAUCGCUGUAGGGACAGGUGCCAGUCUGUUCUGGGGGGAUCCUGUCCAGUUCCCCCUCCCCCAUCAGGAGGGACAGGCUCCUCUCCCCUCCUCCCCCACGCCUCCACACUCGUCCUCUCUCAGCCCCUCCUCCUGCAAACCCCCAUCACACGCUGACCUGUCCGUCAUUGGGCCAGUGGGUGGAGCUGAGGAUGGUGACAUCACAGGUCAGGGGGCUGCCUGCUCCCCCUCUGGUCAGCACAGUUUCAGCCGUCUGCAAAGUCCAGUCCUGGGAGAGAGUGUCAGCAUGUACGGAGCUGCAGACGACCAGCAGAGCUUCUUCCACAGCCUAAAGAAUCAGCUGACCAGUCGUCUCCAGGAGUCAGAUGGUAAACAGGAAGUGGAGCAGGAGGAGUCCAGGAGGAGGAGCCUGUCUGCGGUUUCUGACCACUCCCAGUCCUCCCAGUGUUCCCAGUUCUCUCAGUCUAGGAGCAAACAGAGCUGUGGUGGAGACCUGGUGGUCAGUGCCACCGUGAGGCAGCUGCAGCAGCUCGGAGUCGACGUAGACCGAGAGGAUCUGACGGCGUCAGACAGACGAGUGCAGCAGACUGUGGAGAGCAGCAGCACUCUGGCGAGCAUCAACCCGGCGGCCGUUCUGUCUCGACUGAGCGUGAGUGAGCCGACAGCGAGCUCGCUGUUCCCAGGAGGCAGCGUGGAUCUGAGUCUAGAGGCCAACGCCAUCGCCCUGCGCUACCUGAGUGACUCUCAGCUCAGCAGACUGUCUCUGGGAGGCCACACCCCCUGCACAGGCCCCGCCUCCUCCAACGACUCCCUGCUGUCACCCAGCAACAUGUCUCUGGCCACCAGGAAGUACAUGAGGAGGUAUGGCCUGAUAGAGGAGGAAGAGGAGGAGGAGGAGGAGGUCGAUGCUCAGAAGGUGUUGGUUCGCCAGCCACUGACUGAAGCUCUGAAUGUGAAGCUCCUCCCACAGAGUCAGCUGAUCCGGGACCUGAGGCCCAAAAUGCAGCUGUUAGCCGGCGGCACCAAACCGACCGCAGCCGACAAGGAGAACUGUUCCAGCAGGCGGCCAUCUUUAGUGAGUGCGGGCAGCCUUGAGACGGAAGGAUCAGUGGGAAACAUCCUGGACCUGAGCCGCCUUAGACAGCUGCCCAAACUCUUCUGACUCUCUCGUAUUUAAAAUGGAGUCUGGUCUGAGCUGCGGCGCCCAGUGCGGAGACCGAUUAGACUUCAAACAGCCACCAAAUACUUUACACUGAAAUUUAAACUUUUACUUUGGAAACACUCUGAAUUCAUGUUGAUAUAAAAUCUGAAAUUUCCUGAUUUGCAGUUUUAAAAGUUGAUUUUUUAUUUUAUUUUUUUUCUCAAUUUUCACAAAUUCAGAUGCAAAAUUUCAAGUUUCAGGAUAAAAAACAAAAAAGAUUCACACUGGUCAAAACGUGUAACAGGAACACCUGGGCUCCGUGUGACAGGACAGGUGAAGGAGUCGAGUGCAGUCAAACCAGCCUCUGACCUAUCAGAGCGCAGCGCGUCCGUGAUGUCAGAGGCUGACGGAGCUCUGACAAGUCGUCCUGUUUGUUGUUUGUCAUGCUUGUUUCUGGAUCUGAAUACGACCAAUCAGAUUACAGCAGUAUCAGUCUUUUUAAAUUCUUUAACUUCUUAAACUAAAACAAAUCUGUGAACGUUGUGGAAAAUGAUUCAAAUUGAGCUUUUUGAAAUCAAGAAAUAUAAAAAUCUAAAUUCAGUUUUCAAAGACAAAGUUUUAAAUAAUUUCAGUAUCAAACAUUCAGUGACUGUUUGAAUUUAAAUCCUUGUGUCUCUGAUCAGCUGCCGUACGAGCUCUGUGCUGGUCUGACUUGUGUCCUGCUUUGUGGUGGAACUGGUUUUACUGGAAGCCCUCCAUCUUCAGUCAGCUGUGAGAACUGGUGUGAAACACUCUGUGUCCAACCGGCUGCAGCGUCUCAAAGCUGAUCUUAUUAAACGUACUCACGUCCUGGUUUUUAUGGACUUACUGGUUUUACUGGAAAUCUGCCACCUUGUGUCUGUUUUGACUCUUUUUAUCGGAAGUUUGUGUGUUUGAGCUUUUUGUCGUCACUUCCUGUUUUAAUGUGAAAAGUCUUUUGCACUGCAUUGUUUUUUAAUAUUUAUGAUUUCACAAAUAAAACUCGUCACACUUUUAACACCUGAA
Molecule: messenger RNA, 4729 nt
Organism: Epinephelus fuscoguttatus (brown-marbled grouper)
Lineage: Eukaryota; Metazoa; Chordata; Actinopteri; Perciformes; Serranidae
Gene: stil
Product: STIL centriolar assembly protein
Exons: 16
Coding region: 275-3706 (1143 amino acids)
Biological process (GO): centrosome duplication; mitotic spindle organization; smoothened signaling pathway
Cellular component (GO): centrosome; centriole
Source: RefSeq, a predicted model, not a curated record